AAGUGAUGUUAGUACUCAUCAGCGUUGACAGACAGCGAUCACAAACAUUCAUCAGCUGCUCAGCUGAGAGCGACACUGACCCACUUUACCGUCCGGAGGAUCCGAGCGGCGACCAGGCCGAGCAUUUCACCGCCGGGACCAUCUCCUUCCAGCCGGGGAUCCCGCCUCCCUGCCCGCGCUGACAUCUGUGUCGGUGCUCCGGACGAGUUCCUGCGAGAUGUCAGCAUCUGUUAGCCACAAGGUGUCUUAACGCGGGUGAUCCCGGAUUACACAGAGUUUCUUCAGAGCUGCUGAGCCUCCUGCGGUGGCCAUGCUGGAUCUCUUCCUCAGAGUGCUGGUGUCGACUCGUCUUCACCCCUCGCCUCACAUCUCCUCGCUGCCCACCUAACUCCCCUCUUCCUUUCCCCACAAGCACCGUUUCUUCCACCACUUGGAAACAGCAGGUUCUGGGUCCUCGUGGAAAAUGUCCUAUGCAGAUCCCAAACUGCUCACCUGGAGUUUACCUCACCUGCUGCAGAUGCUGCUGACCUACCUCUGGCUCUUGGCCCCGCCCCCAGGUGUGGCAGCAGAUCUGUGCCAUGUCACCGGUGGCAUUUUGGGGAUCCACUGGAGCAGCACCAUCACUCUGGGCUGGUACCCUCGGGCGAUCGGUUUGGGCGGGGCUACGUGCUGGGAGCGGUGCUGCUUGGAUCCGAGCUGCGGUGCGGUGUGGAGCCUCGGCGGCCGCUGCGUGCUCCUCAGCUGCUCCCGGAAGGACGGCUGCCCCAUUAGUUUCCUUCCCCAGCCUCACGAGGAGUCACUGGGCCUCCUGCAGCUGGUUACCAAGGGUGUUGUCACAAAAAAGCGCAGAAGUCCUCGUCAGAUAUCAUCCAGCGGACACCACAAAACACACACGGUCAGCCCCAACCUUGAACCAGCACCUUCCCUUCCUCCAGCUCCCAGCACCAUCGCUCUUCUCCAGACAGCCCAGAAGAACCUGAGCCAGUCGGAUGAUGGGAGUUCAUUAAAGCAGAACUCCACGGUGAACAGCACCAUCGAUCUCGUCGUAUCUUCCAAUAGCAGUGACGCCGACAGGGACACCGCCACACGUCCACCUCAGGCUGUGAAGGAACUGGUGGUGUCGGCAGGAGAGAGCGUUGAGGUCACGCUGCCCCGUAACGAGGUGGAGCUAAAUGCCUUUGUGCUGCCAACACCUCCAUCAGGGACAAACUAUGCAUUUGACUGGAGACUGAUUACUCAUCCCAAAGACUACAGUGGAGAGAUGGAAGGCAAGAAGAGCAAAACACUGAAGCUCAGUCAGCUGACUGUAGGACUGUACGAGUUUGGCGUGACGGUGAUCGGGGAGGGCGCCCAAGGAGAGGGCUUCGUCAACGUCACUGUCAAACCAGAGCCGCGAGUAAACAAGCCCCCAGUUGCCGUGGUUUCCCCCAAGUUCCAAGAAAUCUCCCUGCCGACCAGCUCCACGGUGAUCGACGGCAGCCAGAGCACUGACGAUGACAAGGUGACGGCCUGGCACUGGGAGGAGGUCAAAGGCCCGCUGAGGGAGGAGAAAGUCCUGGCUGACACCAAGGUCCUCACCCUGACCAACCUGGUACCUGGAAACUACACUUUCAGUUUAACAGUGACAGACUCUGAUGGAGCCACUAACUCCACGCAGGCCACCCUCUCCGUCAACAAAGCCAAGGACUACCAGCCUGUGUCCAAUGCCGGCCCCAACCAGGUUAUCCAGCUGCCGCGCAACUCCAUCACUCUGUACGGCAACCAGAGCACCGACGACCACGACUCUCUGUCCUACGAGUGGUCGCUCAGCCCCGAGAGCAAGGGCAAGGUGGUGGAGAUGCAGGGGGUCAGGACUCCUAUUCUGCAGCUGUCGGCCAUGCAGGAGGGGGACUACACCUUCCAGCUGACGGUGACGGACUCGUCGGGACAGCAGGACACUUCGCAUGUGACCGUCAUCGUGCAGCCAGAGAACAACAAAGCCCCGGUGGCCAACGCCGGCCCGGAGAAGGAGCUGACACUGCCUGUGGACAGAACCACGCUAGACGGAAGCAAAAGCAGUGACGACCAGAGGAUCGCCACCUACCGCUGGACGAAGACCAGUGGUCCUGAUGGUGUGAAGAUUGAGAAUGCAGACAGUGCUAUUGCCACGGUAACAGGCCUGGAGGUCGGCACGUACACAUUCACACUGACGGUGACGGAUGAGCGGAACCUGGAGAACAGCAACACAGUGACGGUCAUUGUGAGGGAAGAGAAGGACCAACCACCGGUGGCCCGUGUCAUUUCCAGCCCACCCAUCUCUCUUCCCGUUCGGACCGCCUCUUUGGACGGGUCACAUUCCAUCGAUGACAAAGGUGGGAUCUCGUACCUGUGGACCCGAGACGACAGCAGCCCAGCAGCGGGGGAUGUCUUGAACAACUCUGACCACCAGGCGGUGCUGUUCCUGGGAAACAUGGUAGAGGGCAAGUACAGGUUCAGGUUGACCGUGACUGACAGCAAAGGACAGAGCAACUCUGACAGUGGAACGGUGGAGGUCAAAGCAGACCCGUGGGAGCGGGACCUGGUGGAGCUGGUGCUGGAGGUCCCAGUGAGCCAGGUCUCCCAGCGGCAGCGCGACCUGCUGCUCCGGCAGGUGGAGGUUCUCCUGGGUGUGCUCGACGGCGACAUCAUCGUCCGAGAGAUCAACGCCUUCAACGAGCACAGCACCCGGCUGGUCUUCCUGGUUUCGGCAGGGCCAGGGCGCCCCCCUCUGUCCGGACGCAGCGUUGCACUCGGACUGCGGAACAAACUGCGCAAGCAGAAGAACGACUUCCUGAUCUACAAAGCGCGACGCGUCGACACCGUCAUCUGCCAGCUGAACUGCUCCGGACACGGCGACUGCGACCCGUUCAGCCGGCGCUGCAUCUGCCACCCCUUCUGGAUGGAGAACUUCAUCCGAGCCCAGCUGGGAGACGCAGAGAGCAACUGUGAAUGGAGCGUGCUCUACGUGACUAUUGCAUCCUUCAUGAUUGUGGUUGCCACGGCGACGCUGGUCUGGGCCGUGUUUUGCUGCUGCAGCAGGCGGAAGAGCAGAGUCCGGCGAAGCAAAAGCCGAUACAAGAUCCUGGAAGCCGAGGAGCGGGACAGCCUGGAGCUGCAGCCGCCCCGAACCGCCCGGCUGAAACCCGUCACCACUCCCACCUCCUCGGCCCUCAUGCGCUCCGACUCAGACCUGGACAGCGAGGACGUGCAAGGCGGCGACCUGUGGACUGAGCAGGAGCGAGGGCAGCUGCUGCGGCCUCAGAACGGCUCCCUGAGGAACGGCCAGGGCCCCCCCAGGCCCAAGAAGCAGAGGGAGGAGCUGCUAUAGCAGGAGGAGCUGCCCCACCUCCACCCACACAUCACCCUAAGACCCCGCCUCUUCUGGCGGCCAUUUUAAACGACAGCCACCGAGCAUGCUCACGACCUGAAGCAGCCAAUCACUGCCACGGGCCGCUCUGACGGGUCAGUCCGACCCAGGGGAGCAGACUGACACAAGUCUGUGUGUGCGUUUGUGUGCGUGUUUGUUGAGAGCUGCUGUGCUUUUAUUCUGAAGGAAAAGGAGGAAGAACUGCUUCGUCUGCAGCCUCUGCGGUUCUGCUGGACUCUGACGGAGCGUUUGGUCUGUCGCUGAUGUCGGUUUUAAUUUAUUCUGCGUCGCUUAAGUUCAGCAGAAACAAACUUUUAAUCUGAGUUUGUUUUUUUAAGUUUCAGUUGCACCUUUGUGCUCAUUUGUCAUUUAAAGGAAAAUGUAACUUAUUUUGAAAUUCAGCAUUCAAACAAAGAAGGACCAGAGUUUCUGUCAGUUAAAGAUCUCUGACUGUAGUUUUUUUUUUUUUUAAUGUUUUCCUUUAAGCCGCAGAAGCUCAGAACCCUUCUUCACUUCAGGGUUCCAGCACAUUCCUGUGUGGAGACCUGACGGCAGCAGCGCCCAGCUUCCUGUCGGAGUGGAAACUGCUUCCUGUGCGCGUUUAACAGCAGAAGCGCUUAUCUGUAGCGCACUUGCACGCGGAAUGUGAAACCGACCCGCCGAUGAAUGUUGUUUGUUCUUUCUGCUCACGUCUGAUUUUAUUUAUUUCCACCUCUGCGUGAUUCUGAGUUGCAAAAAAAAAGCGUAAUUUCAUGUUUGUCUGUUUCACUGAAGUUCUGUAAUGUCGGUUCUGUUGCUGUUUGGGACGUGAACUGACCUCACUGUGAAGACGUGGACGAACUGCUGAGUUCUGGAUAUGUUUUUAUUGAAGGACUGUUACCUGAUCAGACCUGGAGCCACUUGAUCAUCUGUACAUUCAAAUAAAAGUGUUUUGAUUUUUGA
Messenger RNA from Oryzias melastigma (Indian medaka), 4327 nucleotides. Its product is annotated as KIAA0319-like ortholog. The transcript is spliced from 24 exons. The record is from RefSeq and is a predicted model, not a curated record. Gene Ontology annotation, cellular component: cytoplasmic vesicle; plasma membrane. Bases 464 to 3346 code for a protein of 960 amino acids. Lineage: Eukaryota; Metazoa; Chordata; Actinopteri; Beloniformes; Adrianichthyidae.